UAGAUAUGAAAAAUUUGUUACGAUAUGUUUUAGGCUCUAAAUUUAACGUAGUGGCAGCACAAAAAUUCUAAAUUUAUUUCUUUUCACCUGGCAACAUUAUAGUUUUGGUUGUCAAAUUAUUGAUUUUCAUAUCGUCUUUCUAGCAGCGUCAGUGCAGACAUUGAAGCAAAGAAAUUUACUGCGGAGAAAAUAUAAUUAGUAGUUUUGAGUAGCGCGUUAUAUUAAAUUUAAAAAUUAAGGAAACAAUGGCCGGACGUAAUGAAUGCCGUAUAUAUGUUGGAAACCUUCCACCGGAUAUCCGUACUAAAGAUAUUCAAGAUUUGUUUCACAAAUUUGGCAAAGUUACUUUUGUUGACUUGAAAAACCGGCGUGGUCCGCCAUUUGCAUUUGUAGAGUUCGAAGAUGCGCGUGAUGCUGAUGAUGCGGUAAAAGCUCGUGACGGUUAUGAUUAUGAUGGUUAUCGUCUACGCGUAGAAUUUCCUCGCGGUGGUGGUCCUGGUAGUUAUCGGGGCAAUCGUAACGAUAGAAACAAUGAUCGCGGUCGUGGUGGUGGCGGUGGACGUGGUCCACCAACCAAACGCUCUCAGUAUCGUGUAAUGGUAACUGGUCUACCACCAUCUGGUUCCUGGCAGGAUUUGAAAGAUCAUAUGCGUGAAGCUGGUGAUGUUUGCUUUGCAGACACUUAUAAAGAUGGAACAGGUGUUGUUGAGUUCCUACGUUUGGAAGAUAUGAAGUACGCUAUUAAAAAGUUGGACGAUUCGCGUUUUCGGUCUCACGAGGGUGAAGUUUCCUACAUACGUGUUCGUGAGGAUAGUAAUGACGGAGAACGUGGUGGCGGUCGUUUUGAUUAUCGUGACAGAUCACGUUCACGUUCGUUUUCGCCACGUGCACGUCGCCGUGGAACUCCAACCUACUCACCAGUCCGUCGGGCAUCCUAUUCCAGGUCUCGUUCUCGUUCUAGGUCUAACUUUUAAGAAUACAAGAAACCAAACAAUUUCCCACACGUAAAUUAAAAAUAACCAAAAUUUUAUCAAACUGCAGAAGCAAAAGACAAUUUUAAAAAUUCACUUAACGCAAUCUUUUUGCCGAAAGUACAAUUAAUUAAUUAAAAAAAAAAAAGAAACAAAACCUUUUCAAUUUUAGCAUAUAAAUUGUUUAAUUAAACAUUACAAAUGACCAAAUGUUUUAACAAAGAUAUUCAAAUAUAAAAUGUUAAUGGCAUCUAACAGUGUGGUUUUUUCCUACUUAUUUAACCACAAAAAAAAAACAAUAACUUUUUCUAAUAAAAGUCAGCAGUUUUACACUCUAAA
Molecule: messenger RNA, 1310 nt
Organism: Teleopsis dalmanni
Lineage: Eukaryota; Metazoa; Arthropoda; Insecta; Diptera; Diopsidae
Gene: SF2
Product: serine/arginine-rich splicing factor 1A
Exons: 4
Coding region: 246-974 (242 amino acids)
Cellular component (GO): nucleus; cytoplasm; ribonucleoprotein complex
Molecular function (GO): mRNA binding
Source: RefSeq, a predicted model, not a curated record